ACGGCUGUAAAAAGUAUAUCAAUCCUUCAACUGAAACUCUUUCAAACUAUCGUUGAUUAUGAUUAAAAACAUUCUCUUUAUAGCUGUAUCAGCUGCAUUCUAUUCUAUUCAUGGUGUCUGUGCUUAUGGGAAACUUGGGCAUUGGCUAUCCGGUCGCAUUGCACAAGAACUUUUGAAUACCGAGUCUACUGCUUUGGCUUUACAACUUCUUCCUCAGUAUCAUGGCCAACUUGCAGGUGCUGCAUCAUGGGCUGAUGAAAUCAAAUCCAAACCCGCAUUUAGCUGGACCAAGUCCCUUCAUUAUAUCAAUCCAGUCAAUGACCAUCCACCAGAACAGUGUAGUUACGAACCAGGUUCACGAGAUUGUCCAAACAAUAUCUGUGUUGUUGCUGCCAUUCACAAUUACACGCAACGAUUAAUCUCUCCUCCAAAAGACGAAAAUGUAAUGGCUGUUCGUGAAGAAUCACUCAAAUUUCUACUACAUUAUAUCGGUGACUUGCAUCAACCACUUCAUGUUACAGGUCGCGAUCGAGGUGGUAAUAGUGCUCAGGUUCGGUUCAAUGGUCGCUUGACUUCAUUGCAUGGUGUUUGGGAUUCGCUCAUGUUUGAGAAACGAAUUCGUGAUGACUUUGGUGGUAACAAGGAUAAGUAUGUAGAAUAUAUAGUGCAACAGAUGUCUACAACCUGGCGCAACGAGCUACCUGAAUGGAUCACCUGUCCCAAUACCAACACAUCUAUUCCAGUAUGUCCAGAAAAAUGGGCCAGAUAUUCAAAUAUUGUCAACUGUGUGUAUGUUUGGAAAGACUAUCGACGCAAAUUCGAAAUGUCGGGUAAAUAUUACACAACUGCCAUUCCAGUUGCAGAAAAGUUACUUGCUCAAUCUGCUCUACGAUUUGCUGCUGUAUUUGGUGCAUCUACCAUGGAAAUUGGAAACAACUCAUUGAUCAUUGAUGCCAAGCAACUUGCUACUCCCAUGAAUAAUUUGAAUCAAUGGACCAAUAUCAAUCUAAAAAACACCGACCACCAAGUUGAUUAUGGCUUAAACAUGGAUUCUACACUGGUGAUGAAUUCAGACGAGACGGACUUUAAUCUACCUUUGGAUACUAUGGAUUUCGGUAUCUACAAUAGCAAUGAUGUGCCUUUACUAGAAUCUACUGAAAGUAUCGAUUCGUACGAUAGUAGCGUAGAUAGCAACAGUUUAAUGUUUUUUAUUAGACACGUUAUUGGCUUGUAGAUUUUAUUGCAACUGCUCACAUUUGACAGUGGUUUUGUCCAGCUCUAUUUCCCCUUUUCCACCAUCGUAUUUACGUAAAAUGAAGUUAAACAAGGUAUUCAAAU
This is a messenger RNA of Batrachochytrium dendrobatidis JAM81, 1338 nucleotides long. RefSeq lists its product as uncharacterized. The transcript is spliced from 3 exons. Lineage: Eukaryota; Fungi; Chytridiomycota; Chytridiomycetes; Rhizophydiales. Gene Ontology annotation, molecular function: endonuclease activity; nucleic acid binding. Bases 59 to 1234 code for a protein of 391 amino acids. Gene Ontology annotation, biological process: DNA catabolic process. The record is from RefSeq and is a predicted model, not a curated record.